Messenger RNA from Punica granatum (pomegranate), 2119 nucleotides. Lineage: Eukaryota; Viridiplantae; Streptophyta; Magnoliopsida; Myrtales; Lythraceae. The record is from RefSeq and is a predicted model, not a curated record.
UUCUUUUGAAAAUUUACCCAAAAUUAGGGCUCCAAAUUUCCUCUCCAGUCUUCUCCCACCGUCUCCACCCCAACCGGAGGACCAGAAGACAACGCCGCUGCAGCCUUCUCGCCGGCCAUCAUAAAGCUCCAUCCUUUUCGCCGCCCACUGCUGUGACUGUACCUGCAGAACAGACCCCGGCGACCCCAUCUCCCCGGCCAGACUCCGGCGACUAUCCCUGCAGACCAGACCCCGCCGACAACAUCCGUCGCCCGUUGUCCCUGCAGCCACCCGCCCGACGCCAAGACAACCAGACGAUCGUUCGUUCUUAAUUAUCCCGCUCCACCCUUCUCUCUUCCCUCCAUCAGAGAUUCAAGAAGGUCCUGAUCGUCGUCCUCCACCGAGUCAGCCAUGGGAGGCGCGAUAGCUGAGAGAGAAGACAAGGACAAGGUCUCCUUGGAGCUCACUGAAGAAAUCCUCCAAAGCAUGGAAGUCGGCAUGACCUUCAGAGACUAUAACUGUAGAAUCACCUCGAUGGAUUUUCACAGGGCCUCGAGUUAUCUUGUGACUGCAAGCGACGAUGAGUCCAUUCGCCUCUAUGAUGUUGCAAAUGCGACGUAUGCCCUUUGUUCUAUUGACGUAUCCAUAUGUUUGAAGACAAUUAAUAGCAAGAAGUAUGGGGUUGAGUUGGUUUCAUUUACCUCUCAUCCGGCGACUGUGAUAUACUCAUCAAAAAAUGGCUGGGAUGAAUCACUGCGUCUCCUCUCCUUGCAUGAUAACAAAUACUUGCGGUACUUCAGAGGUCACCACGACAGGGUUGUCUCUCUUAGCUUGUGCCCUCGGAGCGAAUGCUUUGUUUCUGGUUCUCUAGAUCGUACUGUUCUGCUUUGGGAUCAACGUGCUGAGAAGUGCCAGGGUCUUUUACGAGUCCAAGGAAGGCCUACUACAGCUUAUGACGAUCAAGGCCUGGUGUUUGCAGUUGCAUUUGGAGGAUACAUAAGGAUGUUUGAUGCGAGGAAUUAUGAAAAGGGUCCAUUUGAAAUCUUUUCUGUUGGGGGAGAUUUAUCCGAUGCAAAUGCAGUGAAAUUCAGUAAUGAUGGGAGACUAAUGCUUUUGACUACCAUGGAUGGGCAUAUUCAUGUUCUUGAUUCUUUCCGAGGAACACAGUUAUGCACAUAUAACGUCAAACCUGUUUCAAGCAACUUCACUUUGGAGGCUUCUUUCAGCCCGGAGGGGAUGUUUGUUAUAUCAGGUUCUGGUGAUGGCAGUGUCUAUGCUUGGAGUGUGAGGAGCGGAAAAGAGGUCGCAAGCUGGAUAAGUACUGACAAUGAGCCACCAGUCAUAAAGUGGGCCCCGGGAAGUCUCAUGUUUGUGACCGGGUCUUCAGAAUUGUCAUUUUGGGUUCCAGACCUUUCUAAGCUAGGAGCUUACGUUGGGCGAAAGUAAUCAUUAUCCACAUAACUAACUUAUGAUGCGGUAUAGAGGUCUGCUGUUCUUAGUGAUCAUUAUUUGGGCUGUUGGGAUGCUUCUCAGCAAGGGAAAAGUGAGAGAAAUGGGAAGCGCUGGCGUGAAAGGAAAAGGAACCGACCUCUUUGUUCGGAUGAAGUCAGUAGAGAAGACAGAGACGAUGUGAGAUGGAAAGAUUACAGGAGAGUUAUAGAGCUGAAGCAUCAGUGCCAUAUCCUCCUCCAGUUUGGUCUAUUGGUUUCACCAUCAAAGCAAUUCACUCAGAAACUCAUUAUCUAGCAAUGGGAAUUUUGCUUCAGAUCCAUGUCUCCCAGUUGAAGCAAUUCCUUGGUGUGGAGAGUUAUAGAGCUGCAGAAAGAAAAUUCUUUUUGCACGAGUCAAAUUCGGUCCUAUCUUUCUGGUAACUUUAUCGAGUCCUUUGUUUUAAAAAGGCUUGUAAAUGCUGUGACUUUGCCUUGUUUCAUGUAAUUUGUAAAUGCAUUAAUGUUAUGACUUUGGGUCCUUGUUUCAUCAUCUUCUUCAGUUAUGUCGGUGGCGUUUGAAAUUUAAGUUUGAUUUUAACUUGACUUUGAUUGUAAUUUUACGGAGUAUUUGGUCAAACUUGCGGGCCAACAUUCAUUUGAGAAUAUUGUAAUUAUGGAGUUGUAAUAAAAUGGAUUGGUGUAAAUAUUUA